This is a messenger RNA of Lactuca saligna, 594 nucleotides long. NCBI's taxonomy places the organism in Eukaryota, Viridiplantae, Streptophyta, Magnoliopsida, Asterales, Asteraceae. The record is from the annotation of a GenBank genome assembly.
AUGUUGUCUCCAACGCCGGCAACCACCUACACCACCAUUCCAAUCUCCGGAACUGACGUCAUUUUCCGAUCAUUUCAGAAUCUAUCGUCCUUCUUGUCCCUACACCGUCCCUGGUCGGAAUUCAUCUCCGGCGCUGACUCAUUCGACAGGCCAGCCUCACUCACCCUCACCGCUACCAGACUUGGCGUCAACUCGAAAUACUUCGGCGUGAACUACGGCAUUAUCAUCACUAUAUGCGCCGCCGUAUCCUUAAUCGGAGAUCCAACCACACUACUAGUCUUCGCUUCUGUGUUCACCCUAUGGCUUGUACUCUACUUUUUCCGUGAAGAUCCGAUGGUUGUGUGGGGACACCACGUUCAUGAUCACCUGGUGACUGCUGCUCUUGUUUUGGUCACCGGAGUUUCUAUUUGGAUUAGAGGUUUUGUUACAAGCCUUUUGAUCGGAAUUGCUGUAGGGAUUUUGCUCUCGGUUGUUCAUGGUGUUUUCAGAAACCCUCAGGGAAUUUACCUCGACGAACAAGACGCUGCUUCUGAUGGAUUGAUCUCACCUCCUUCAGCUUCUCCUAGGGAUUACAAACUCAAUUUCUCCAAUUAG